AUGACUGAAGUCGCGAAGGCAGGCGCUCUGAAACCCAAAGAAAAAACCAAGGCCAAAAAAAGAUAUCUGAAAAAGAAGAGGGAACGGAGAAAAACAAGGAAGCCGACCAAAGCCAAUGAUCGAGACCAGACCUCGCAGGAUGAAGGGGAGGACAACGAAGAAGUGGAAGACGACGAUGAAGACAUUCAAAUGGAUGCACCGCGUGAGGAGACCCCAAAAUCCUUGAAACCGCCUAAGAAACGCCGGAAAGUGGAAGCGCCUGAAGAAAGUACCAUGGAUGUUGAUGAAGAACAAGUACCUAUCACAUCGAGUGCCCCCGACCCUGUUUCCGUUCCUACACCUGGAACGCUCCCGUUGUUCCCUUUGCCUGCCUUGCCAAAUCUUCCUUCACGCCAAGAUCUUGCGCUUCAAGGAUUGGACCAAGCUCUGGUUGACGCGGAAUUUAUAGAUCCAUCAACAAGUCUGCCUAUUCCACUCGGCGGCGAAAAUGAUGGCGGAACUAGUCUGAGUGAACGUUCUCGGAAGCGGCUGCAUGAGCUUGGUGUAGCUCAUCUAUUUGCAGUACAAACAUCAUUACUGCCAUUUUUAUUACCCAAGGAAGCAAGAAAACGGGCGUUAUAUUGUCCGCACAGUCCUCCUAGAGAUGUAUGUGUUUCAGCGCCGACGGGGAGUGGGAAGACGCUCGCAUACGUUCUACCUAUUGUGGAAACGCUUUCAAGUCGAAUAGUCAUUCGUCUACGAGCUCUCGUCGUUCUCCCUACCCGCGAUCUGGUCAACCAGGUCAAAGAGACGUUCGAAGCCGUAGCUAAAGGAUGUGGACUGAGGAUUGGUACAGCGACUGGGCAGCAUUCGUUUUCGCACGAACAAUCUCAGUUGAUCGCCGAUAGGACAAGCAAUCUACAAGGCGGAUCCAGCAAAGUUGACGUGCUUAUCUGUACACCCGGUCGAUUGAUUGACCAUAUGAAUGACACACCUAAUUUCACUCUCCAGCACCUACGAUAUCUAGUCAUCGACGAAGCGGAUCGUCUUCUGGCGCAAUCAUUUCAAGACUGGCUUGCUCAGGUAUUGCUGGCAACACGACCAUCAAAAUCUGUCCGAGGAUACUUGCCUGACACGCCAGAUUUUGAUACACCAGUCCCGGUUCCAUGUCACAAUGCAAUCGCUCCCGCUUUCCACCCGUUUCACAGCUCUAUUCUCGAUGGACCGAACUAUGUUUAUGAACCAAAAGAAACUUCUUGCCAAAAGCUCCUAUUCUCUGCUACCUUAACGCGCGACCCUUCAAAGAUUGCGGUCUUGGAGCUUCGAGAUCCUAAGUAUUUUAUCGUCCACAGCAGCCGAUCUGGGAAAGACGCAAGCUCGGGUCUCUUGGACAUGGUCAUGGAACAAUUUACAAUGCCAGAAUCCCUCACUGAGCACAUGAUCGUGUGCGAGUCGUCCCAGAAGCCUCUGCACUUUUUCUAUCUCGUUCAUGCCCACAGUGUACUUAACUGUCUCGUGUUCACUAAAUCUGCCGAGUCUACUACACGGCUGGUCCGCUUGUUCGAAUACUUCGAACAGUCUCGCGCAAACGAUCAUGACAGUAGUUACAAGCCUAUCGUCAUUCAUCCUUACUCGAGCGAUCUUGGGGCAGCAGACCGAAGGUCGGUCCUUGAGAAAUUCAAGGCCCAGGAAAUCCAGAUACUCGUAUGCUCGGAUUUAAUAUCUAGGGGAAUUGAUAUCCAGCAUGUCUCUCAUGUUGUUAGUUAUGAUGCCCCUGUUGAUAUUCGUAAGUAUGUGCAUCGUGUGGGCCGUACCGCGCGAGCUGGACGUCACGGUGACGCAUGGACACUGGUCGAAGAGCAAGAGGCACGGUAUUUCAAGACUAUGCUAAAAGAUGCAGACCAUCUAGACAAAGUCAAAAGACUUCGCGUUUCGGACAAAAACCUUUCGCCGUUGUUACCGCAUUAUGAGAAGGCCUUGGGAUUACUCAAGGAGGCCUAUUCGAGAUGA
Desarmillaria tabescens is the source of this 1989-nucleotide messenger RNA. RefSeq names its product DEAD-domain-containing protein. The transcript is spliced from 11 exons. NCBI's taxonomy places the organism in Eukaryota, Fungi, Basidiomycota, Agaricomycetes, Agaricales, Physalacriaceae. Gene Ontology annotation, molecular function: nucleic acid binding; ATP binding. The record is from RefSeq and is a predicted model, not a curated record. The coding region runs from base 1 to 1989 and encodes 662 amino acids. Gene Ontology annotation, cellular component: nucleus.